Verticillium dahliae VdLs.17 is the source of this 3936-nucleotide messenger RNA. RefSeq names its product multidrug resistance protein CDR2. The record is from RefSeq and is a predicted model, not a curated record. Bases 1 to 3936 code for a protein of 1311 amino acids. The transcript is spliced from 2 exons. Lineage: Eukaryota; Fungi; Ascomycota; Sordariomycetes; Glomerellales; Plectosphaerellaceae. Gene Ontology annotation, cellular component: membrane. Gene Ontology annotation, biological process: transmembrane transport. Gene Ontology annotation, molecular function: ATP hydrolysis activity; ABC-type transporter activity; ATP binding.
AUGGAGGCCAUCACUCCAGACCAGCAAACGCUGGCCGCCGACACGGAUAACGAAACGGGGGACUACAGCUUCAAGUCGGCGUCACCACCUGUUGCCAGCAGCUCAGAAUGGCACAUGGCGCCUGAAGUACGCGAGAGGAAAAACAACGACGAGUCAGGUGGAGAGAAGCCUCGAAAGCUCGGUGUAACCUGGGACAGCCUCACAGUCAGGGGCAUCAGCAGCGACGCCACGUUCAACGAAAACGUCGUUUCUCAGCUAUACCCCUUUCACAAGAAGAGCAAAGAUGCUCCCUUGAAGACUAUCAUCCAUAACUCGCACGGUUGCGUCAAGCCUGGAGAGAUGCUCCUCGUCCUCGGACGACCUGGCUCUGGGUGCACAACGCUACUCAGUGUGCUCUCCAACAACCGACUCGGUUACGAAGAAGUGUCGGGAGAUGUGUUUUUUGGAAACAUGUCUGCGAAAGAGGCCCGUCAAUACGAUGGCCAGAUCAUCAUGAAUACGGAGGAGGAAAUCUUCUACCCUGCCUUGACCGUGGAGGACACGAUUAACUUUGCUGCACGCAUGAAAGUCCCAAACGUCUUGCCCCCGGGAAUCAACUCGGCCGAGGAGUACGUUCAGGCCGAAAAAGACUUCCUUCUGCGUUCCGUCGGCAUCUCCCACACCGCACACACAAAGGUCGGAGACGCAUUCAUGAGGGGCGUUUCUGGAGGAGAAAGAAAGCGCGUUUCGAUUCUGGAAUGCAUGACGACCCGUGCCAGCGUGUUCUGCUGGGACAACUCGACGAGAGGCCUUGACGCUAGCACUGCACUUGAAUGGAUCAAGGCGAUCAGGGUGCUGACUGACGUUCUUGGGCUCACCACAAUCGUCACUCUUUACCAGGCCGGAAAUGGCAUUUAUGAGCAUUUCGACAAAGUACUCGUCCUCGACGAGGGCCAACAGAUUUUCUACGGUCCUCAAGUCGACGCAGUGCCCUUCAUGGAAAGCCUCGGUUUUGUUCGAGACUCGGGCUCGAACCGAGGUGAUUUCUUGACUGGCGUGACGGUUCCUACGGAGCGUGUCAUUGCUCCUGGGUUCGAAAACACGUUUCCUCGUACAGCCCACGAAAUUCACGCUGCAUACGAGGGUUCGAGAAUUAGGGCCAAGAUGCUCGAAGAAAUUGAAACCUACCCCCAAAGCGCCGAGGCUGCCGAAAACACCGCCGUCUUCAAAGAGUCUGUUGCUCGUGAGAAGCACCGCGGAGUGCCGCAGAAAUCCGCCGUUACUGCCGACCUGCUCACUCAGAUCAGGGCUGCUGUAACGAGGCAGUACCAGCUCAUGUGGGGAGACAAGGCCACGCUGAUUCUCAAGCAAGUCGCCACGGUUGUUCAGGCACUCAUCGGUGGCUCCCUCUUCUACAACACCCCUGACAAUUCGGCCGGUCUCUUCCUCAAGGGUGGCGCUCUGUUCUUCUCCAUCUUGUAUAACGCCCUCAUUGCCCUCUCAGAGGUCACCGACUCGUUCACAGGCAGGCCCAUCCUCGCCAAGCAUCGCUCUUUCGCCCUGUAUCAUCCGGCAGCUGUCGUUCUCGCACAGAUCGCUGCCGACUUUCCCAUUCUUCUCUUCCAGGUCACUCACUUUGGUCUGGUAUUCUAUUUCAUGGUCGGCUUGAGGACCACGGCCGAGGCUUUCUUUACGUACUGGAUCACAAACUUCAUGACGGCCAUGUCCAUGACGGCGCUCUUCCGACUCAUUGGCGCAGCAUUCCCUACUUUCGACGCUGCGACAAAGGUAUCAGGACUGGCAGUUGUUGCUUUGUUUGUGUACAUGGGCUACAUGAUCAUCAAGCCUAUCAUGCAUCCUUGGUUUGUUUGGAUAUUCUGGAUCAAUCCCAUGUCGUACGGUUUUGAGGCUCUGCUCGGCAACGAAUUUCACGACACACAGAUUGAUUGCGUCGGCCCCUACAUCAUCCCGAGCGGUCCUGGCUACACAGACGGCCGAGGAGGACGAUCAUGCACCAGAGUGGGCGGUGCUGCGCCAGGCGACACCUCCGUCACGGGUGAUGCCUAUCUUGCCCACAUGUCGUUCAGCCAUAGCCAUGUCUGGCGCAACUUUGGUAUCGUUAUUGCAUGGUGGGUGUUUUUCGUCGCCGUCACCAUCUUUUUCACCAACAGGUGGAAGCAGAUGGGCGAGGGUGGACGCAGCCUUUUGAUCCCUCGUGAGCAGCAACACAAGUCUAAGCAUCUUUUGGAGAGCGCCUCCGACGCUGAGGGCGGAACCAAGGAGAAGACUUCGCCCAAGUCCGGUGCCGAGUCGCCAUCUGGCAAUGUGGGCAAGGAGCUCAUCCGCAACGAGAGCAUCUUCACCUGGAAGAAUCUUACCUACACCGUCAAGACCAGCGACGGUGAUCGUGUCCUCCUCGACAAUGUGCAAGGAUAUGUCAAGCCUGGUAUGCUCGGAGCCCUUAUGGGCUCUUCUGGUGCCGGAAAGACAACGCUUCUCGACGUCCUCGCGCAGCGCAAGACCGAGGGAACGAUCCACGGCUCUGUUCUGGUUGAUGGCCGCCCGAUCCCUAUUUCUUUCCAGCGCUCUGCGGGUUAUGUCGAACAGCUCGAUAUUCACGAGUCGUUGGCCACUGUCCGCGAGGCCCUUGAGUUCUCGGCUCUCUUGCGCCAGUCCCGCUACACUCCUGACGAGGAGAAGCUGAAAUACGUAGAUACGAUUAUUGACCUCCUGGAACUGAGGGACCUCGAGCACACGCUAGUCGGCCGCCCUGGCGCAGGCCUCUCGGUUGAACAGCGCAAGCGCCUUACCAUUGCCGUCGAGCUCGUAUCAAAGCCUAGCAUCCUGAUCUUCCUUGACGAACCCACCUCGGGUCUCGAUGGCCAGGCUGCGUACAAUACCAUCCGCUUUCUUCGCAAGCUCGCCGCCGCCGGCCAGGCUAUCUUGGUCACUAUCCACCAGCCCUCGGCCCAGCUCUUCACACAGUUCGACACGCUGCUGCUCCUCGCCAAGGGGGGCAAGACGGUGUACUUUGGUGAUAUCGGCGAAAACGCCAGCACCAUCAAGUCCUACUUCUCCCGGUUCGGAGCGCACUGCCCGCCCGACGCCAACCCGGCCGAGCACAUUGUCGACGUCGUGUCCAGCACGCCGAGCUCGGGUGUCGUCCAAGACUGGAACAAGCACUGGCUCGAGUCGCCCGAGCACGACGCCCUCUCGGUGGAGAUUGACAGGAUGGUCGAGGACGCGGCGGCCCGGCCUACGGGGACCGUCGACGACGGCCACGAGUUUGCGGCGUCCAUGUGGACGCAGACCAAGCUCGUCACGCAGCGCAUGAACAUCUCGCUCUUCCGCAACAUUGACUACCUCGACAACAAAUUCGCCAUGCACAUCAGUCUCGCUCUCCUCAACGGCUUCACCUUCUGGUCCAUCGGUGACAGCCUCACGGACCUGCAGCAGAACCUCUUCACCAUCUUCAAAUUCAUCUUCGUGGCCCCGGUGUCAUCUGGCAGCUGCAACCCCUAUUCAUCGACCGACGCGACAUUUACGAGGCGCGCGAGAAGAAGAGCAAGAUGUACCAAUGGGCGCCGUUCGUCACCGGUCUCAUCCGCGCUCCUCGUCUUCACGACCUGGGACAAGCCGGUGCGGUGCCGCCCCUCGGAGCUCGCCAUCUUCGACCCGCCCGCCAACGAGACGUGCGGCGCGUACCUCGCCGCCUUCCAGCAGACCGCCAUGGGCCGCGACACGAACCUGCUCAACCCGGACGCGACGGCCGGCUGCGAGGUGUGCCAGUACACCGAGGGCGGCGACUUUCUGCGCACGCUCAACCUGGAGGAGAAGUACUUUGGCUGGAGAAAUGCCGCCAUUGUCGUCAUCUUUUGCAUGGGCUUCUACGCGCUCGUCUACAUCAUGAUGAAGCUGCGGACCAAGGCGACCAAGAAGGCCGAGGGCAAGAAGUAG